AUGGGACUUUUUUGCUUCGCCAGGAGCUUUUUCAUGGCAAACCGUUACGCAGGGGUUUACUGCAGGGAACACAUAGCUCGGUAUUUCUCCCUAACAUUUCGCGGUGGUGUUUCAGUUCUGCCAGCGACGCACGUCAAAAAGUACAGCCAGGAUACUGCCGCAACUGCUGGACACUUUGUAUGCUACCACCUCCCUAAUAGGAGCGUGCUCAAAGUUCAAGGACAAGAUACGAGCUCGUUUCUUCAAGGAAUCAUUACCAAUGACAUGAGGCAGCUUCUGGAAGAGCAUUCGCUGACAGCCAUGUACUCACACAUGUUGAACGUACAGGGACGGACAUUAUAUGACAUCUUACUGUACAGACUACAAGGAGCUGAUAGUGGACAUGGUGUUCUUUUAGAGUGUGAUUUCACUGUCAAGGACUCCAUCCUAAAACUUUUGAAGAUGUACAAGAUUCGCAGAAAGGUCAGUAUUGACGACUGUCCAGAACACAGUGUAUGGGCGGUGCUACCUCAGCAGAAAAUUUUGAGCCAAGAGGUGGGUCAGCCUAAGAUUUCCUGCCCUGAAAAGGCCAUGGUUUGGGAAGCUGAUCCCAGAACUACAAAAAUGGGCUGGAGAUUGGUGAUCGACAAGGAACUAGACCCCAGUGAGAUAAUUGCAACUUGUCAAAAAGCUGAAACGGAUGAGUAUCAUAGACAUCGCUUUACAAUAGGAAUUCCUGAGGGAGUGAAGGACCUGCCUCCUGGUGUUGCACUGCCAUUAGAAUCAAAUUUGGUCUACAUGCAGGGCAUCAGCUUUAGCAAAGGCUGUUACAUUGGCCAAGAACUCACAGCCAGAACUCAUCAUACCGGGGUCAUUCGUAAACGCCUGAUGCCUGUACGCUUUUCAUCACCACUCCACAACCUAGAAGAUGGAGCUGCGCUGCAAACGCAGUCAGGCAAACCAGCUGGAAAGCACCGAUCAGGGGUUGGAAACCUCGGCUUGAGCUUAAUACGAUUGGCUUAUGCCAAACAGGUGUUGACAGUCAAAUCUUCUGAUGAUACCACAUUGACACUAGAAGUGUCUGUGCCGGACUGGUGGCCUAAAGACUGGAAUUCUAACUGAAUAGUGUAGUUUGCAAUUUUUAAACUGACAGAGCUUAACAGUACAGCAUGUUUUUGACUGUUAGUUACAGUUUUUAGCUUGUGAUUAUUUUGUUUUCGCUUCCAGGAAACUUUCAUUUAAGAUUUAUUUAAUGGUUCUAUUUAAAGGUUUGU
Messenger RNA from Cynoglossus semilaevis (tongue sole), 1253 nucleotides. It is a transcript of the gene iba57, whose product is annotated as iron-sulfur cluster assembly factor IBA57. The record is from RefSeq and is a predicted model, not a curated record. Gene Ontology annotation, biological process: iron-sulfur cluster assembly. Lineage: Eukaryota; Metazoa; Chordata; Actinopteri; Pleuronectiformes; Cynoglossidae. Gene Ontology annotation, molecular function: protein binding. The transcript has 3 exons. Bases 1 to 1101 code for a protein of 366 amino acids. Gene Ontology annotation, cellular component: mitochondrial matrix.